Molecule: messenger RNA, 1013 nt
Organism: Trichoderma virens Gv29-8
Lineage: Eukaryota; Fungi; Ascomycota; Sordariomycetes; Hypocreales; Hypocreaceae
Exons: 1
Coding region: 199-624 (141 amino acids)
Source: RefSeq, a predicted model, not a curated record
AGCGAUGGAUGGCGAGGGAGUGUUGAGAGCUCCAGGUGGCGGAUAUGCUGUGGCUUGAGCGAGCCCAGACUCAGGUUGCCAGACCAGAGCACCGCCCGCUGUAAAGCAGCACAGCGAAUUCUCUCGCUGCAAACGGCAGCUUGGCAGCGGCUUUAGUUCCAAGGGUUGCCCCCCUAUGGAGCCAAGAGCUGCCUACCUAUGGAGCGCUAUGGAGCGCUAUGGAGCCUGUUUGUAUGGGGUUCACGUCGACGCUUUGUGCUGGGGCGCCGCGGACAAGUACACAGCAGGUCGCGGGCAAGUACACAGCCAAGUACAGCGGGAGUCGCCCGAGCAUUGCGUGGCAGCCGUCUCAGUGGCUCCCGCUGCUCGAUGGGCGUCUCGGAGAUACCAGCGGGAUACCUGCCCUGCGGUGCCGUCGCUACAUCGCAGUACAGCUCCCAGCCCGGGCGGUACAUGGGCACUCAGGCUGGUACAAGUACGAUACGACCAGGCAUGGCCGUGGAUCGCAGGCCGGAUCGCGAUCGCACUAGAGGCACCCGUUGGCCGAGGUUCCCACACUUUUCCAAGGAUCGCCACAGCCCACGGCAGAACAUGACCGGCAUGUGUUUGUAUUUGUGGCCGUGACUUGGGCGGUAACUGGAUGCAAGUAGAGGUGCGUGCGGUUUGCGUGCGGUUUGCGGAGAGGCGGUACUUGGGACCGGUAUGUGGGUUAGUAGUAUCGAUCGGACAACACGGUAGAGGUAGGGAGUACAGGAGACGGGAUGGGGGCCAAGGAAGUUCUUGAGGAACAACAGGAACAUGAAACUUUGGGAGCCCUGUCUUUGCUGUUUCUGGUUCGUGUUUGUCAUGGAAGCUGCGCCCUUGCCACCACAGGACAGGACAGGGGCUGACUGUUUCCCAUUUCUUACUUGUGCAGUAAUAAGUGCUGUAGUAGGACAGUAGUACUACAGUAUAGGUAUGUAGCAGUAUGUAGUGUGUAGGUACUGAUCUGUGAGAUGGAGGCAUUGGAUGGG